AUGGGGAAGACAUUUGCAAACAUCCAUGCCUCAAUGACAGGCAAAUUUGAGGGGGGCGUUGGUGAGAAGAUUCCGCAAUGGAUUCGAGCAAACGGGGGAGUGUUCAGUCGGGAUGUCAAUCCUCGAGUGACUCAUCUGAUCACAACCGAAGAAGCCUUCAAGCAGAAUGUCGAUUCUGUGGACAAUGCGCACAAGCUCGGGAUCAAGGUCGUCACCUAUGACUGGCUUGAUGACUCGCUUCUAUCCUUGACUCGUCGGCCAAAGGGUGAGGGACCUUAUCUUUUGAAGAAUAUCGUCAAGGUGGCGGAAAAGAAGGCAAAGAAGGCACAUUCUGCCAAGGCAAAGGCAUCAAAGACACCCAUCAAGGUCACCAAAUCCCAGCCCAAAGCUCCAAAGCGCCCUGCUGUUGACCCAUUUGUCAAACUGAAAGGCAAAAGAAAAGCGGUCCGCCAAGAAUAUUUCGAAAGUCUCACUGGAACCCUCUACAGCGCCACCAUAUUCCGCAGAACAAAGCCACCAGCCACGACAAGAGAAAAGUGCCAGCUGGCCGUCUACGAGUCUCUUUCUGAGCCCCACAUGUACUCAACUUACAUCAAAUUCAGCCGCACUGGCAAAUCCUCCGUCGAAGUGCUGGCCCCACCGAGAAAAAGCAUCCAGCUCGCCAUCGGAAUUUUCAAGACUCACUUCAAGAUCCACACUGGCAAGGAUUGGGAAGACCGGGCAGAUGGACAGAGCCCGCCACCAAAGAAGGAUGCUGAUGGGAAUUCCUUGCUGGCCCAUGAUGGUUGGUUCUAUCUUGAGGAACAAAGAAGUAUCCUCAGCAGCUUCAUGAUGGGAACACAGAACAUGAGUCGUGCAACGAAUUCUCAGAGUGGAAGCAGCAAUACUUCGGCUGAGCAGGGAAAGUAA
This is a messenger RNA of Penicillium antarcticum, 909 nucleotides long. RefSeq names its product BRCT domain protein. The transcript has 5 exons. Bases 1 to 909 code for a protein of 302 amino acids. The record is from RefSeq and is a predicted model, not a curated record. Lineage: Eukaryota; Fungi; Ascomycota; Eurotiomycetes; Eurotiales; Aspergillaceae.